GAUCGAUGCGGAGUUUUACCCCAGAUCCAUUCCGUCGGAUCGUGCGAGUGUUCGGUGGGUCCUCGCGGGGAGUAUCGGAAGCUGGCCUCCUUUAGUCUAUGUCUCAAUCGAAAGGCUGGUCCAUUUCGCCUCAUGUUCAGAAUAGCUUGGCAUGGUCCAUAAUUGGCGAGGCAUUUUACCCGGAGUGUAUAUCUCAUGUCCCUCGAACGAAACUCGAAGACAACGUGACUUGCCCGACUUCAAAAGCACUACGAGGUUAUCCGAAUCUUAAUGAUUUUUCUCAAAUUCGCCUAAGAGUUCUACUAGUAAUAAAAAUGACUGACCAACUUCCAACUUUGCGCUGGGGUAUUGUCGCUACCGGGCUCAUUUCGUCCUGGUUUGUUCAAGACCUCGUUCUCGAUCGCGAAAACGCCAAGGCAAAACAUAUCGUGCAGGCCAUAGGGUCAUCAUCUCUCGAGAAAGGAAAGGUUUUCGCCGAGAAAUAUCUCCCGGGUAAAACUCCGACGAUUUACGGCAAUUAUGAGGAACUGUAUGCGGACCCGAAUGUAGACAUUGUCUACAUCGGAACUCCACAUGCAUUUCACAAGCAGAAUUGUUUGGACGCAAUCAACGCCGGAAAGCAUGUUCUAUGCGAGAAAGCCUUUACGCUUAAUGCGAUGGAGGCGAAGGAGGUUUUUGAAGCGGCUGAGAAGAAGGGAGUCUUCGUCAUGGAGGCAAUGUGGACGCGCUUCUUUCCCCUCACACGAACUCUCAUAAAGUUGUUGCACGAAGACAAGGCGAUCGGAAAUAUUCAUCGUGUAUUUUGCGACUUCGCCAUGGAUCAAAAUAUCGCAUCUCUGGGGCCAGAAUCGCGGUUGAAAAAUCCAGCGCUCGGCGCGGGGAGUCUACUUGAUAUAGGCAUCUACAGUCUUACAUGGGGACUGUUGGGAUUGGAUGAGAGUAUAGGCGAGAAAGCGCAAACUUCGGAGAUUGUUGCGAAGCAGACAUUAGAUGCAGGUGUCGAUAUUGCGACAUCCGCCGUGCUACUCUAUUCGGAUGGCAAGCAAGCUAUUGUGUCGAGUUCGUCUUCUGUUAAGACCAAGCCUGUGUUUUGCACCAUACAGGGGAGUCAGGGGUAUGUGGACAUUGAAGGAUUUACAUCGGCACCCCAAUUUUUCACUGUGUAUUCCCUAAAGGACGGGUCUUCAAAAAAGUACAAAUUUGAAAGGCCCGGGAGAGGAUUCUACUGGGAGGCGGAUGCGGUUGCACUUGACAUUACUGCUAGGAGAGUGCAGAACGACAUUAUGCCGUGGGCUGAGACUCUCAGGGUCCUUGGCAUUCUAGACGAGAUCAGGAGGCAGGGAGGUGCAAAAUUUCCGCAGGAUGCGAUAGCUUAAUAGCUUUAGAUAUAAUUGGAACUAUUAAC
This is a messenger RNA of Hypoxylon trugodes, 1405 nucleotides long. RefSeq names its product NAD(P)-binding protein. Lineage: Eukaryota; Fungi; Ascomycota; Sordariomycetes; Xylariales; Hypoxylaceae. The coding region runs from base 99 to 1376 and encodes 425 amino acids. Gene Ontology annotation, molecular function: nucleotide binding. The transcript has a single exon. The record is from RefSeq and is a predicted model, not a curated record.